GACUUGUGUGCGGAUGAUCAUGACAGAUAAGAAACGGGGUCGGCUUACCUAAUUGCCUGUUGACUUGUUAUGGGAUUUAAACUCAAUUUCCAUUCCAACACUAUCUCCGGCUAAACCAGACCUAUGGUAAAGAGAAGGUUGUGUGAUUUCUAAUGGUCAACAUGUUGAUAGAUACUGAAUGAGUCGUGAUCAGCAAGUAAUUCUGAUUUUAGCCCAUCAAGCUCCCUCCCCUACCUUCAUUAUUUUUUUCGGCAUGCUUCUCUGUUUGCAGUGCUAAAAGAUUUCAUUCAUGUUUCUGAAAGUCUUCCUCCUCCUCCUCCUCUUAAAUCUUGGAGCCUCAGCUGAAGAUAGCUUCAUUUACAAUGGAUUCAGCAGCGCCAACUUAAUCCUCGAUGGCAUCGCUUCGAUCACAUCCAACGGCCUCCUCGAGAUGACCAACACAACAUUAAACAUGAAGGGCCACGCCUUUCGUCCGAAACCUUUUCGGUUCAAGUCUCCAACGGGUAAAACUCUCUCUUUUUCAACCACUUUUGUGUUUGCAAUUCGCUCUGAUAUCUCGGAUCUAAGCGGCCAAGGAAUAGCCUUCGUUGUGUCUCGAACCACUGAUUUCUCUGCUGAUACAGCCCCAAGCCAGUUUCUUGGGCUCUUCACUCCCAAAAACAAUGGCAAUUCGAGCAAUCACAUCUUUGCCAUUGAGCUCGACACUUUACAGAACCCCGAGUUUCGAGAUAUCAACGAUAACCAUGUUGGAAUCGAUAUCAAUAGCUUGAUCUCUAACCAGUCCCUUCCUGCUGGUUAUUAUGAAGAUGGUACUGGUUCAUUUCAGAAUUUGACUCUAAUCAGUGGCAAGCCGAUGCAAGUUUGGGUAGAUUUUGAUGGAGAUAAAAUGCAAAUAAAUGUUACAUUAUCUCCAAUGGGAAUGCCUAAACCUAUUAAGCCUCUUCUAUCUGAUAUCGUUGACCUUUCGAGCUUGAUUCUCGACAAUAUGUAUGUCGGUUUCUCUGCAGCAGACGGUCCUUUUCGUACUCACCAUUAUGUUCUUGGAUGGAGCUUUAAAAUGAAUGGAGCACCAGACCCACUUGAUUAUAAAAAACUUCCUGAACUUCCUGCCAUCAAAACAAAUAGCAAGUCAAAGACUUUGGCGUUAUGGCUGCCUAUAUCUUUGAGCUUGUUUCUUCUAUUAGCUGUUGCUGCAACUUUGCUGAUAGUGAGAAGAAGGGCGAAAUACGCUGAGAUACAUGAGGAUUGGGAACAAGAAUACGGGCCUCAUCGAUUCAAAUACAAAGUCUUGUACCAGGCGACCAAUGGAUUCAAAGAAAGAGAGUUACUGGGCAGUGGAGGCUUUGGUAGAGUCUACAAAGGAGUUUUACCUGAUUCAAACAUUGAGCUUGCAGUGAAGAAAAUCUCCCAUGAUUCAAGACAAGGAAUGAGAGAGUUUGUAGCAGAAAUCGUUAGCAUUGGUCAGUUACGCCAUCGAAACCUCGUUCAGCUCUUAGGCUACUGCCGUCGCAAAGGUGAGCUCAUCUUGGUCUACGAUUUCAUGCCUAAUGGUAGUCUAGACAAAUUCUUAUAUGACCAGACCAAGCCAACCCUCAAUUGGGCUCAGAGGUUUCGAAUCAUCAAGGGAGUUGCCUCCGGUCUUUUAUACCUACACGAAGAUUGGGAGCAAGUUGUGGUUCAUAGAGACAUAAAGGCUAGCAACGUGUUGUUAGAUAGAGAAUUAAACGGACGACUUGGGGAUUUUGGCCUCGCAAGGUUAUAUGAUCGGGGGACUGAUCCUCAAACGACGCACGUAGUCGGAACAAUGGGCUAUCUUGCGCCAGAGCUUACUAUGAACGGUAAAGCUACAACCGUGACCGAUGUUUUUGCAUUCGGUACUUUUAUGCUUGAAGUUGUUUGUGGGAGGAGGCCAAUCAUGCCUCAUUGCGUCGGCGAGGAUUUGAUUCUUGUGGAUUGGGUCUAUGAGAAUUUUCGAAGGGGGUUGCUGAUCGAAACAAUGGACCCGAGGUUGGGGGAUGAGUACUCCGUCCAUGAGGUGGAGUUAGUUUUGAAACUCGGGUUGUUAUGUGCACAUCCAGUUCCUGCAUCGAGACCAAGUAUGCGACAAGUGAUGCAGAUUUUGGAUGGUGACGUAGAAAUGCCUGAAUUGGUGCCGAGUUCUCUGAGCUUUAACACUCUCUCUUUGUAUCAGAAUGUAGGGUUUGAUAAUUACCUUAUGUCUCUUACUUCGUCCGCGGGUACCAUUACCUCUGGGCCGACCGGUCGAUGAUUUUAGUUUUAUAGGUGGGAUUGUUUUCUUCUUUCUUUCUUUCUUUUCCCCUCUCUUUUGAGUGUAAAUUGAAGUUAUAGAGUGAUUGUAACUUAUAAAGUCUUUUUGUUUAUAUUUUUGUAAGAUACUGAGUGUAGAUGGUUUUGAGGCGGCAA
Messenger RNA from Asparagus officinalis (garden asparagus), 2424 nucleotides. Its product is annotated as L-type lectin-domain containing receptor kinase IV.1-like. Gene Ontology annotation, molecular function: carbohydrate binding; protein kinase activity; ATP binding. The record is from RefSeq and is a predicted model, not a curated record. Gene Ontology annotation, biological process: protein phosphorylation. NCBI's taxonomy places the organism in Eukaryota, Viridiplantae, Streptophyta, Magnoliopsida, Asparagales, Asparagaceae. Gene Ontology annotation, cellular component: plasma membrane. Bases 290 to 2269 code for a protein of 659 amino acids. The transcript has a single exon.